This is a messenger RNA of Suillus paluster, 897 nucleotides long. RefSeq lists its product as uncharacterized. The transcript is spliced from 4 exons. Bases 1 to 897 code for a protein of 298 amino acids. The record is from RefSeq and is a predicted model, not a curated record. NCBI's taxonomy places the organism in Eukaryota, Fungi, Basidiomycota, Agaricomycetes, Boletales, Suillaceae.
AUGUCCUUCGAUAUAUUAUGGGUAGACUUAGCCGAUUUGAAUAUACUCGUCAAAGGAGAGGAUGCAGGGACAUGGAUGAACCCUGAUGUUGGAGUAUUGCAGAAGUAUGCAACCCCUUCGCCAUUCGGCAGGGGAGAGGAACCGGACAUGAACCCCUCUUACAGGUGGGCGCGGAACAGAGCUCAAAGCGAUGAGCUUGCCUUCACUUUGGCACAGACUGAAAGAUUUGGAUCGCAUAUGAAGAUAUCACGAGACAUAUCCGAGAUGAUCUCGAGAGCCAUGUUCGUAGGCAAGAAAGCCGUUUUCAAGUUAUACAAGCUCGCAAUAUACGGCGAAGGAGGUCAUUUUGACUGGCAUCGUGACUCGACGCACAGCGAUGCUCACCAUGGAACGUCUGACGACAAGUUCCAGCCAGUCGUGGUUGCAUUCUAUACGGACACAGAGCACAAAGUUAUGCCCAUGGCCAAGGAGUUUCUCCCAGCAGAGAAAUGUUGGCAGAGUUACGAACCCUUGAGCAGGGCUGAUUUCCGUCGCCAGUACAUUGCAUUCCGCUUUAACACUACUUACCCGAACUUGGAUCAGAAGUUAAUCCAGGCAGUCGUUGAUGAAAUCAGAGAGUUGCACAAAGAAGGUACUACCGUCGUCGCCUUCCCACUUACUCACCUCUACCACAAGACGAGCAUCAAGAAGGAAUACCUCAAGGGAAGUGACUUGGCACUCUUCGAUGCUCUCGAAAGUCGCUUCGACAUUGUCCUUCAUCCUGUUAUUAUCCGCGCUAUAGAUACGGGCAGAGAGCGGGACGAGGAGGAACGUUUCCUCGCAUACAAGCUGCUCGAGGACGAAGAGCAGCGUGUUAAAGAGCAGUGCAAAGCUGAAGGGCUUGAGGUCGAAGAGUAG